UGCUAUUUCUAGCAAGUCGGGUGGAAUGACCGGGUAAGAAGUGCCCUCGUUCUCGCCAGUAAAAGAGAGUUAUCUGCCCUUCUGUUUCCCAGUUACGACAGUUUAGCAGCGAAGUUCCUCACAAAAGCACGUGUACAUACUGAGUUACACACCUCUAUCGAGAAACACCUUGAUAUUUCAGUAACGCGGCGGUCCUGCCCCCUUCUUGCCCCUCACACAACAAAACAUACACUUCCUGCUCCAUAAUUCACCUCCUGCUCCUUUCAGUCGACAGCUAUUACGUUUGUUUAAAAUUUUGUUUUCACUUUUCCCCAAAUAUUCUUUAAAAAAAAAAAUUUGACUGAUUGAAAGAUGGCGUUAAACGAAGCUCAAAUGAAACUAGUUGUGGAUUUAGAAAUGGAAAUGAUGGCGGACAUGUAUAACAGAAUGACCAGUGCCUGUCAGAAGAAAUGCAUUCCACCUCGAUACAAAGAUGCCGAACUCAACAAAGGUGAAGCAGUUUGUUUAGACCGAUGUGUGGCCAAGUACCUCGAUGUUCAUGACAGAAUUGGUAAAAAACUCACAGCUAUUUCACAACAAGAUGAAGCUGCUAUGAAAAAAUUACAAUCACAAAUUCAGAACCAACAGCCAACUUGAAACUUAAUAAACAAUUAGACUUUAAAAAAAAUA
Molecule: messenger RNA, 669 nt
Organism: Octopus sinensis (East Asian common octopus)
Lineage: Eukaryota; Metazoa; Mollusca; Cephalopoda; Octopoda; Octopodidae
Product: mitochondrial import inner membrane translocase subunit Tim10-B
Exons: 2
Coding region: 352-636 (94 amino acids)
Biological process (GO): protein insertion into mitochondrial inner membrane
Cellular component (GO): mitochondrial inner membrane
Source: RefSeq, a predicted model, not a curated record